Molecule: messenger RNA, 1176 nt
Organism: Paralichthys olivaceus (Japanese flounder)
Lineage: Eukaryota; Metazoa; Chordata; Actinopteri; Pleuronectiformes; Paralichthyidae
Gene: inhbab
Product: inhibin subunit beta Ab
Cellular component (GO): extracellular region
Molecular function (GO): growth factor activity; hormone activity; cytokine activity
Source: RefSeq, a predicted model, not a curated record
AUGUCUUCUCUGUUCUUCUUUGUGGCUGUCAUCCUCCUGGUCAAUUCCUCCUCGGCGAUCUCUCCAGCUCCUGAGGUCGAUUUAGUGUCCUCCACCGACUGUCCAUCCUGCUCUCUGUCUCUAAUGAAGAGGAACAUCUCUUCAUCAGGGGGAGAGAGUGACGUGGUCGAGGUGGUAAAGCGUCACAUUCUCAACAUGCUGCACCUGAGCAACAGACCCAACCUUACGCAGCCGGUCCCUCGCGCCGCACUGCUCAACGCCAUCAAGAAGCUGCACGUGGGCCACGUGAGCAAAGACGGCAGCAUUGAGAUCCAGGAGGAGGGCUGGGUCCCUGGGGCUCCAACACCACCUGAACCACCGUCAGAAAUCAUCAUCUUUGCAGAGCCUGGUGACUCUCAGAACAUGAUGACCUUUGACAUCUCGAAGGAGGGCAGUGGCUCAGUGGUAGUGGAACAGGCCAAUGUCUGGAUCUUUCUGAAAAUGUCAAAGGGAAACCGAUUAAAGCGCAAAGUGUUGCUGCGGCUGCUACAGCAUGAGCAUGACAAUGAUAAGGAGCAGGAAUGUGUUUCAGAGAAGAUGGUGGACACCCGUCGCAGCGGCUGGCACACCCUCCCCAUCCCUCACAGCGUUCAGGACCUGUUGGAUGGCGGAAGCAGCUCACUCAGCCUGAAGGUUUCCUGUCCGCUUUGUGUGGAGGCUGGAGUUUCACAUGUCCUGAUGCCUCCCAACAGCGAGCGAGCAGGAGGUCGAGAUCAGUCUCAUCGACCAUUCCUCAUGGUGGCUCUCCGAGCUCAGGAGGAGAAGAUGCAGCGACGAGUCAAACGUAGUUUGGAGUGUGAUGGAAAAAUACGCGUCUGCUGUAAAAGACAGUUUUAUGUAAACUUCAAAGACAUUGGCUGGAACGACUGGAUUAUUGCUCCAUCAGGUUAUCAUGCCAACUACUGUGAGGGCGACUGUCCGAACCACAUGGUGAGCCUUAGCAGCUCAUCGCUCUCCUUCCACUCAACGGUCAUCAAUCAUUAUCGCAUGAGAGGCUUUGGCCCGUUUCAAAAUAUCAAGUCCUGCUGCGUGCCAAUGAGGCUGCGCGCUAUGUCGAUGCUUUACUACAACGAAGAGCAAAAAAUCAUCAAGAAAGAUAUUCAGAACAUGAUUGUGGACGAAUGCGGCUGCUCGUAA